AUGCAAUCUGCCGCCAGGCUUCUCGUUGCGGCCGCGCCGCGAAGCCCGCGUUCUCUCCUCCUCCUGCGCGGCCUCUGCUCCGCCUCGCCCGCCGGACAGCCGGAUCCGCGGCCCCACACGGCCCCGGACCCCGACCCCGACCCCGACCCGCGGCUCGUCGGCGCGCUCUGCCGUGUGCUCAGCGACUUCCGCGGGCCGCGGCACGACCUCCGCGCCGCGCUCAACGGAUUCGCGCCACGCCUCACGCCCGCGGCCGCGGCCGCCGUCCUGCGCCGCUGCCGCAACCUUCCCGUGCCCUCGCUCCGGUUCUUCCUCUUCGCCGCGGCGCUGCCGGGGUUCACCCACCUUCCGGAGUCGCUCCUAAUCCUCGCCGGCUCGCUCGCGGGGGCGCGGCUCUUCCCGCUUCUGCGCUCCCUGCUCUCCGAUCUCCCGCGACCCGCGCUCUCGCGGGACCUGUUUCCGCUGCUGUUCCGCGCGUACGCCCGCGCCGGCCUCCCCGACGACGCCAUCCGAGCUUUCUCCUCCAUGGAGGGGUUCGGUUUCCUGCCGACGGUCGCUGAUCUGCACUCCCUGCUCUUCACGUUAUCGCAUAAUGGCCUGGUAGAACACGCCGAGGCAUUCUUUAGGGAGUCGCCACUUCAGUUUGAUGUCUCGGCCAAAACAUAUACCAUCCUGAUCUCUGGGUGGGCUGUUGUUGCGAAGCCAGAGAAGGCUCAGAAGCUGUUUGACGAAAUGAUUGAGAGAGGGGUCCAGCCUGAUGUGCCUACCUAUAACGCGUUGAUUGACGCCUUGUGUCGAGGAGGGGAUGUUGCGCUUGCACAGGAGCAGCUAAAAGAUAUGCAACGCAGCCGUGGGCUUGCCCCUGAUGCUGCUACUUAUGGCCCAUUCCUUCGUUCAGCAUGUGCGUCAAAGGAUGCUCGUGCUGCUCUUCGUGUGCUAGAUAGGAUGCAUGCACGCAGCCUUACACCAAAUGUAUUCACCUAUAAUGCUGUCAUUCGGUUACUGUGCGAGUUGGGAGAGGUUGACGAGGCUUAUAAUAUCCUCAAUGAGAUGGCAACCCAUGGGGAGAAGCCUGAUGUUUGGAGCUACAACACUCUGCUUAAUACACAUUGUAAGCUGAAAGAGGUGAACAAAGCGUUACGGCUUAUUUCAAGGAUGGAUGAAGGCUUGUGUUUGCCGAAUCGGCACUCUUACAACAUGAUUCUGAAAAUGUUGAUUGCUAUAGGAAGGGUUGAUAGGGCAAUUGAGGUUUGGGAUGGGAUGGAAAAACGUGGUUUCCACCCAGGAGCAGCUACUUACGCUGUUAUGAUCCAUGGGCUCUCUUGCAAGAAGGGUAGAGCAGAGGAGGCCUGCAGUUACUUUUUGAGGAUGGUAGAUGACGGUAUCCCUCCUUACCAGGCUACUUGUCAGGUGCUGAGGGAUAGGUUGCUCAGGCUUGGCUUGCGAGAUGAUCUUGAGAUGCUCACUGAUAGGAUGCGCCGGAGCACGUCCUGCACAAUACAAGAUUUGGCAAGUAUCAUGUGCAGUAAGAGGGCAGAGGAAACUAGAAAUCUGAAAUGUGACCAUGAAUUCUCUGGCCUUGAUCUUGCUGAGAGCCAGUGGAGGGAGAAAUGGAAAGCUAACAUGGAUUCAGAGCCGUCAUCACAGAACCCAACAGAUAUGACUGCAUUUGUCCAGAACCUCCUUGGACAGAUGUAUAAGCUUGAGUCCGCUAGUGCACUGAGGUUCCACGAUUAUGAAAUGGGAACCAAGAUCGACGAGCUUGAGCAGAGCAUCAACGAUCUCAAAGCUGAGAUGGGCACUGAGACGCCGGCCAAGAAGCCUGAUGAGCCAAAGCCUGCUGACUCCGCGUAA
Messenger RNA from Miscanthus lutarioriparius, 1854 nucleotides. The record is from the annotation of a GenBank genome assembly. Lineage: Eukaryota; Viridiplantae; Streptophyta; Magnoliopsida; Poales; Poaceae.